ACAGAGAGAGAGAAAGAGAGCGGAGGAGGCCAGAGAGAGAGUUUGCGUCGAGGAGGAAGAAAGAAAGAAGCCAAAAUCCCAGGCGGCAGCGAUUUGAAAUCUCCGGUUUCCUUCGCUGGCCGCGACAACGACGACACCCUAAGCAGACAAUAUGGAGAUUACGUUUUUUGGUCGUUUCGUCGUUGAUUCUGAGGCUUGAGGAAUAAGAAGAAGAAGAAGAAGAAGAAGAAGAUAUUGGUGAGAUGGGAAGGAAGAAAAGUUGUCAUGUUCAUAGGGCUCCUUCCGACGAUGAAACCAUGUUUUCUCAGGAUCGUAAACCCAAGAGGAUCUACCAACUCUGGCCGGGUAACAAUAAAUUUUAUUGCGGAGGGAGACUAGUCUUUGGUCCAGAUGCAUCUUCGCUCCUUCUCACCACAGUUAUGAUUGGAGGUCCUGCUCUCACUUUCUGCAUCCGAAUGGCUUUUAUGAUCGGGAAACGCUAUCCCUUGUUCCACUCUCUUGUGUUGUUGGGUGCACUGAUGCUCACAGUCUUGGAUUUCACAUUUCUCUUCUUAACAUCCUCGAGAGACCCCGGGAUUAUCCCUAGAAACAAAGAAGCACCUGAAGCAGAAGGGUUUGAUAUGAUCACUCAAUCCUCAGAAUGGGUAAACAACAAACUUGGUAAUACAAAGAUACCUCGAACCAAGGAUAUACUGGUGAAUGGCUACACUGUCAAAGUUAAGUUUUGUGAUACGUGUUUGCUUUACCGUCCUCCCCGCGCCUCUCACUGUUCCAUCUGUAACAACUGUGUCCAAAGAUUUGAUCACCAUUGUCCAUGGGUUGGCCAAUGCAUCGCUUUACGAAACUAUCCGUACUUCAUCUGUUUCAUAUCAACUUCAACACUCCUCUGCUUGUACGUCUUUGUCUUCUCAUGGAUCAGUAUGCUUGAGUUACACGGCAAGAUGUUGUUAGUGGUCAUCGCAAACGACUUCGUCUUUGUUGUUCUCAUCCUCUACUGCUUUGUCGUUGUCUGGUUUGUCGGCGGACUCACUGUAUUCCACCUCUACCUCAUCUGCACUAAUCAGACAACUUAUGAGAAUUUCCGGUACCGAUAUGACAAGAAAGAAAACCCUUACGGAAAGGGUCUUUUCAAGAACCUAUAUGAGUUGUUCUUUGCCAGAAUCCCACCUCCAAUGAUCAACUUCAGAGACUGGGCUCCAGAGGAAACUGACGUAGAGGUUGGAUCCAUUGCAUCUGAGCUAGACCGAACCUUUGGACCCCGAGGAGAUAAAUAUGAUAUGGAAAUGGAAAUAGGCGGUUGCAAAAACAGCAAGGGCGGUUUGCUCCUCCAGACACUGGAGUAUGACAACAGAAACAUCGAAGAAAAUGUCAAGAAGAAAGGUUUAGGUGAAGGAACCAUUGAGACCAACACCGUGUUUCCCAUCCCAGGGAUUCAAGAACCCGCGUAUAUAACAAGAAACUCGAGUGUUGAUGUGAGAUUGAGGUAGGACAACAACAACAACAAAGAAAAGAAACCAUGGAUCACAGAACAUAGAUCUUUUGCAGAAUCUUUGCGCCUGUGAAAAAUGCUUGAUUACUUGUGAAAACUAUACUCUCUUUAUUUCUAAAGCCAUACGCUUUUUGUCUUCAACGAGUAAAAUUCAGAGAUAAAAAGGGUGCAGGAGUAGUCAUUGCGGCGCGAGUUUCUUGCAUCACAGGUUUAUUCAAAACAGUUUCUUUCUUGAUUCUCCUUUGGUUUCUUGAAUACGUGAAAAUGAGACGAUACAGAAUCAAUGUUGGAUUCAGGUUAAGAAACACACAGAAAAUAGAAGAAAAGAACUCGUAAACUUAAAUAGAAGUCAAAAUGGGAACAAAAAAGCUCUCACCUUCACAAUAAAUAAAUAGAGAAUCACUCUCAAGAUAAUAAUAAUAAUGAAGAAAAGGAACAGAACAUUAACAGCCAAGGGAGAUGCAGACUCUAAUCCAUUUCAAAGAUCAUGUACAAGAACAAGAACAGAACAAAGGUCCCAAACUUUUCAGACUUGGCAAAACCGAAGGAUACGUCUCAUCGUGAGGCUUCCAGUCUCGGACAGGUUAAGCAGAGAAAGAGAGAGAGCACCUGAAAGAAUGUUCAAAAGGAAUCGAAUGUUUCUAUGUAAGGACCUCCAUUAUCUGGUAUGGCGAAACCCCAUUUUGUUUCUUGGAUAAGAGCUUAGCCUGAAGUUUCAAUUUCUUUCCCAUGAUCUUCUGAAAGAUUCCUCUUUAAUCUUCUUAACCAAAUGUCGUAAUCUAAUGGAUAUGGUGUCCCACAUAAACUGUCAACGUAGUCUGAAAACGCUUUUAAAAUGGUUGAGACAUCGCCUAGCUUCUGCUGAAUCAAUCUUUUUGACCACGAGGUCUCUCUCCAUUGAAGCGCUCCUUCAACUGAAUCCAAUUCAGGGAAGUCUCCAGAACA
This is a messenger RNA of Camelina sativa (false flax), 2434 nucleotides long. The record is from RefSeq and is a predicted model, not a curated record. NCBI's taxonomy places the organism in Eukaryota, Viridiplantae, Streptophyta, Magnoliopsida, Brassicales, Brassicaceae.